AUGGCUAACUACAGAAAUCCUGAGCCGAAAUGUCCUGAAGAUCAAGAAAAAUUGUGCAGAAAUGAGAUUUUCCCGGAUACUUUUACAAAGCGUGAGUUGAAAAAGAUUCGUUUACAUUGUCCCUACGAACAGUGCAAAUGGUUUGGCAGCUAUCAGGAAUUGGAAAGUCAUUCUCAAGUUUGUGAGCAUGCGCUCAUCAACUGUAUACACAAGCAGUGUAACAUUCAGUUACCUCGCUCUCUCCUUGGUGAACAUUUGAAGAAUGAAUGUGAAUAUCGAAAUGUGAAAUGUGAAUAUUGUGGUAAAGAUGUCCCGUAUGCUUCACUUAAGGACCACAUAGAAAAGGUGUGUGAAAAUGCACCAGUGCUUUGUAAAUAUUGUGAGAAAAAGAUACCAAGGAAAGAUAUUGAAAACCAUGAAAGUACGACUUGUGAUGAAGUGCCGACUAAAUGUGAAUUUCAAGCUAUUGGAUGUGACUAUAAGAAAACUUUAAAACGAAAGGAGAUCCGCCAACAUAUGUAUGACAAUGUAAUUAAUCAUGUGAGCCUCCUGUUACGAUAUGUUAUGGCAUUUGUUACACAGUUAAGUAACUAUGUACCACGUCCAGAGUUUACUACUGCUGUUCAAAACAUGGGUGACCAAGUUACUGCUGUUCGUGCCAAUCUUUCAGAAAAGUUUGUGAUGUUGGCAGGUAAACUUACAGGUCUGGAAAGGAGGAUUGAGAGUCUCGAGGUUCGUGGUGAUAACGAUAGUAAUAAUGUCCACUUGUCAUUUGAGGUUUCCUCGAUGCGUGGUAGGAUUGCAACACUCGAGCGACAAGUGAGAGAUAAUUCUUCAACUAUACUACGAUUUAGCCAACAAUUAGAUCAAAUUGACGAUUCACUUGCAAGAAACACGAUAAAGAUUACGGACCUGGAGGGCCAACGUGGUGCGCGUGCACUGGGAUCCAAUCAGGCCAUUCACAGCUACAAUGGUACAUUACUUUGGAAAAUAGAAAACUUUAAGAAGAAGAGACAGGAAGCCACCAAUGGUAUAAAAACGGCCUUGUACAGUCUACCAUUUUACAGUUCUCAAUAUGGUUACAAGAUGUGUGCAAAGAUCUACAUGAAUGGUGAUGGUUUUGGAAAGGGUACUCAUUUAUCUUUGUUUUUUGUUGUCAUGAAAGGUGAUUAUGAUGCGCUACAAACAUGGCCAUUUCAAAAAAAGAUCACAAUGAUGUUAAUGGAUCAAGGAAAUGGAGAUCACAUGAUUGAUGCUUUUCAUUCAGAUCCUCAAAGUUCCUCAUUUCAGCGACCAAAGUCAGAUAUGAAUAUUGCUUCUGGAUCGCCACUCUUUAUGCCAUUGGAAGGUUUAAAAAAUCGUCAGUAUAUUAAAGAUGAUACUCUUUUUCUUAAAAUGGUUAUUGACUGAACAAUUCCUAAAAUUAAAAGCACGUUUCGAUUAUAAUAAUUCGUUUGAGAAUGUUUUGUUUGAGUUCAAACUUAAUUAUUUAAUGUUAACACUCACUGAAGAGUGAGAUAUUUUCUUGUGGAGUCAUGGGAUGAUAUGGAUGACGUAAAAUCUCUUCGUAAAUGUAAUGACUUUCAAAGAUUUUCAUGAUGUAACGACUAACUCAGCUAUAUGGAUUGUUAGUGAAAUUCCAUACCAAUUGCAACGAGUUAAAAAGGAACAAAAUCUGAAUGGACGAAUUAUGAAAUUCUAAACCAAUUGCUGCAAGUUAUGAUAAAAAGAUACAAGAUCUGGAUUAAUAAUUUUUGGAAAUCCAAACAUCUGCAACGAGCUCAGAUGAGACGACAGAAGUCUAGAUGGAUGGUUGGUGAAAUUGCAGGACGAGUAUUUUUCUAGAAUGUCACUAACCAUCCAUCUAGUGACUCUGAAAAAUACAGAAAAAUAAAAAUGCUAUGCAAUUAUAGUAUUUUAAAAUCAUUGCGCUACAAUAGCACGCAUGGCGACAUUUGCAGAAA
Messenger RNA from Xenia sp. Carnegie-2017, 1964 nucleotides. RefSeq names its product TNF receptor-associated factor 3-like. Lineage: Eukaryota; Metazoa; Cnidaria; Anthozoa; Malacalcyonacea; Xeniidae. Gene Ontology annotation, biological process: positive regulation of JNK cascade; protein K63-linked ubiquitination; tumor necrosis factor-mediated signaling pathway. Gene Ontology annotation, cellular component: cytoplasmic side of plasma membrane; plasma membrane signaling receptor complex. The coding region runs from base 1 to 1410 and encodes 469 amino acids. Gene Ontology annotation, molecular function: ubiquitin protein ligase binding; zinc ion binding; tumor necrosis factor receptor binding. The transcript has 7 exons. The record is from RefSeq and is a predicted model, not a curated record.